This is a messenger RNA of Sclerotinia sclerotiorum 1980 UF-70, 1497 nucleotides long. RefSeq lists its product as hypothetical. The transcript is spliced from 2 exons. The record is from RefSeq and is a predicted model, not a curated record. Gene Ontology annotation, molecular function: sphingomyelin phosphodiesterase activity. Bases 1 to 1497 code for a protein of 498 amino acids. Gene Ontology annotation, cellular component: cytoplasm. NCBI's taxonomy places the organism in Eukaryota, Fungi, Ascomycota, Leotiomycetes, Helotiales, Sclerotiniaceae.
AUGGACUCGCCAUCGCCAGAAGUUGAUGAGAUCAAUAUUAUCACCCUCAAUUGUUGGGGUCUCAAGUUUCUUUCUGAUUUGCGGAAUGAGCGUCUGACGGAGAUCGGGAAGGCCAUUGGGUCUGCGAGUCCUACCCCUCACAUAGUUGGUCUACAAGAGUGCUGGACACAACAAGACUACAAGAGUAUACGAAAUGAAACGAAGCAUAUUCUGCCUUAUGGGAAGUUUUAUCACAGCGGAAUAUUUGGUGGAGGAUUGGCAAUACUGUCCAAAUGGCCAAUAGAGGAGAGCUCGAUGUUCAGAUAUCCUCUAAAUGGAAGACCUACGGCAUUCUUUCGAGGCGACUGGUUUGUCGGAAAGGGUGUUGCUGGUGCGAGGAUAAGAUAUGGACAAGGCGCAAAAGAUAUUGUAGAAGUCUUUACAACACAUCUCCACGCGCCCUACGAAACGGAACCGCACGAUUCUUAUAUCUGCCAUAGGACAGCACAAGCAUGGGAAAUAGCAAAACUUAUGAGAGGUGCCGCAGAACGUGGACAUCUAGUUCUAGGCCUUGGUGACUUCAAUAUGGUACCGCUAUCCCUCGCCCAUCGACUGAUCAGUACACACUCGCCUGCUCGUGAUGUUUGGAUGGUUCUGCAUCCUGAUUGCUCCAUAGGUGCAGCAAUUGAUGAAGUCGAAAAAGCUCGACACCGUCCAAUACCAACUGCGGAGUUCAACCUACUUGAAAAUGGUGCUACGUGCGAUAGUGUAUUGAAUACAUGGCGGUGGAAUAAAGGCCAACAAAAACGCCUCGGACCAAACAGACCAGAGAUCGAGAUUCCCGGCGAUACACCUGAUCCUCGAGCUAAACGACUUGACUAUAUCUUCGCCAAUACAUGUUUUGAUGAAAGUAAUCCAUCAGCAGGAGGAUGGAUUGUAAAAAAUGCACGUGUUGGUAUGCUUCAACGACAUUCCAAGUAUCAAUGCUCAUUGAGCGAUCACUUCUCCGUCGAAGCAACAUUAUUACACACAAAAUAUGCUUCACCUGCCGAGCAAACCAUGAAAAAUAAAUCAGCUAUGUCUAAUGGAGUUUACCUACACACUGCCGCCUCAGAAGCUCAACUCACUAGUGCACAUAAUCAGUUAAAACCACCAUCUUCCCCGCCUCAUUUGCCAAUCUCAACGUACGAUGAGAUCAUUGCCAUGAUUCAUAAAUACCGUCUUCGAGAGCGUCGCCAACGGCGUCUUCGUCUAGGUCAUUUCGUCGCUUCUGUUUUCAUAAGCAUCGGCUGCUUUAUAGCCGUAUGGUGGAGUCCGCGCAAUUUCGUCGCGUUUUUACUCAUGUUGUUAUCAACCUUAGGUUUGGGGGCUGGUAUUAUCGAUGGAUUAAUUGGAGGUCUGUUUGUGGGAAGUGAGAUUAGAGCACUUAAGGAGUUUGAAUGGGAGAUUAGUAAUGCAAGGGCCGCUGCUAACGGAGAACCGCAUGUUUUGCAAGAGGAGGGUAUUCAGGAUUGGUAG